This is a messenger RNA of Oncorhynchus kisutch (coho salmon), 2971 nucleotides long. Its product is annotated as folliculin-like. The record is from RefSeq and is a predicted model, not a curated record. Bases 749 to 2560 code for a protein of 603 amino acids. NCBI's taxonomy places the organism in Eukaryota, Metazoa, Chordata, Actinopteri, Salmoniformes, Salmonidae. The transcript has 16 exons. Gene Ontology annotation, biological process: positive regulation of TORC1 signaling; negative regulation of transcription by RNA polymerase II; positive regulation of transforming growth factor beta receptor signaling pathway. Gene Ontology annotation, molecular function: GTPase activator activity. Gene Ontology annotation, cellular component: cytosol.
AGACUAGAUUAGUUCAUGGGCUCAUGGAGAGAUUGGAGCAGUCGGGGAGAAUGACAUCACUCAACAAGGCCACGAUGACCCCGAAAUGAGCCCCGGACACGCAACCUGCCAGACCAGCCAACCUGACCAAGUCUUUACUGAACUGAAGGAGCUGAGAGAGAUGGUGGUGGAACAGAGAGUGGAGCUGAGGAACAUGAUGGUGGAACAGAAAGUGGAGCUGAGGAACAUGGUGGUGGAACAGAGAAUGGAGCUGAGGAACAUGGUGGUGGAACAGAGAGUGGAGCUGAAGAACAUGGGGGCCAGAGUGACAGCUAGUGACAGCCAGGUGAAGGAGCUGAAAGGAGAGGUGGUGAACCAGAGAGUGGAGCUGAGUCACUAAGACUGAACUGGACAAGAACAAGGUGGAGCCAAUGCAGGCCAAGCAGCAGAACUGUCAGCCAUGCAGGCCAGGGACAGAGAGUGAGAGUGAGAACUCAGUUGAAUCAGCAAUGCAGCUGAGGAACAUGGUGGUGGAACAGAGAAUGGAGCUGAGGAACAUGGUGGUGGAACAGAGAGUGGAGCUGAAGAACAUGGGGGCCAGAGUGACAGCUAGUGACAGCCAGGUGAAGGAGCUGAAAGGAGAGGUGGUGAACCAGAGAGUGGAGCUGAGUCACUAAGACUGAACUGGACAAGAACAAGGUGGAGCCAAUGCAGCCCAGGAGGCCAGACUGAGUGCCAGUGAGAGAGGUGGAGGAGCUGAAGAAGGAGAAUGCAGACAGGCAAAAAAGUGGCAUUCUAUGCUGCUUUGACUGACUCUGGGAGGAUAGGACCCUUUAAUGCUGACAUCCCACUGGUCUACAGUAAAGUCUUCCCCAAAAAAUCAGAAAGGCCUACAACUCACUUACAGAUGAAUGCUCUGGUAGCUCUCUGUCAUUUCUGUGAGCUCCAUGGCCCCCGGACCCUGUUCUGCACUGAGGCUCUGCACCCCCCGUCCCCCACACCCUCCCAGGCUGGCGCCCCCAUACCCGGGGACAGAGAGUCGGACAGAGAGGGGGAGGGACUCACCAUGAGGGCAAACAGCUCAGCUACACAGAGAGGAGACAUGUGCGAUGGCUGCCGGUCUCUUCCAGCGUCUCACCCUGGCUUCGUCAGUGUGGACAGUGAGACAGGCAUCCGGUUCCUCAGCCACCAACAACCCAGACAACCCCAGCUCUUCAGUGUGGUCCGCCAGGCUUGCGUACGCAGCCUCAGCUGUGAGGUGUGUCCAGGUCGUGAGGGUCCUAUCUUCUUUGGAGAUGAGCAGCAUGGUUUUGUGUUCUCUCACACGUUCUUCAUCAAGGACAGCCUGGCCCGGGGCUUUCAGCGGUGGUACAGUAUCGUCAUGGUAGCCAUGGACAGGAUCUACCUCAUCAACUCCUGGCCCUUCCUGCUGCUCCACCUCAGACUCACGAUACAGAGUCUACAGAGCACAGCACUGAAGGUGUUUGACAGUGAGCAGUGUGUGUGUCCUCCGAGGGCGGUGAGGAUGAACAGCGUGUUCUCUCCUGCUGUCUUCUCCCACCAGAGGAGUGGUAACGCAGCCCGCUCCCUGCCCUCCCUCACCCAGCACACCAACCUCUGGGCCAGCCUACACUCCUCCUUCAGCUGGUUACUGAAGGCCUGUGGUAGUCGUCUGACAGAGAAGCUGUUGGAGGGAGCUCCCACAGAGGACACACUGCUUCUUAUAGAGAGACAGACAGAGCAAGAGGAGGAAAUGAGUUGCUGGGAAGGAGCAGAAGGGGGCGGGUCUAGACCCCAGUGCCACCAAUCGGAGAGCGAGCUGUACAGAGACUUCUUGUUUGACGAGGGGAAAGCAGAGGGGUAUCCUGGUCCAAAGUUAAGGUCCUUGAGACAUUUAAGACAGGUGCUCGGGACCACUGAUUUCCGCCAGCUAGCAUGGCACGUGCUCAUGGGAAAUCAGGUCAUAUUGAGAGGGGCUGACCCAGGGCUCAUCCAUUCAGCAUUCACCAUGCUGAAGGCCUUGCUCCCGGUGGGCUGUGUCCGCUCUGUGACGUACAGCGCCCAGUAUGAGGAAGCAUACCGAUGUAACUUCCUGGGCCUCAGCCCUGACGUGCCCAUCCCCACACACGUCAGCUCCUCAGAGUUCUCAGUGUUGGUGGAUGUGGUCAGUCUGGAGAGGGGCUCUCUGUACUCUGCUGCUUGUGGUGAAGACAUCCUCUCACUCUAUCAGUUCAACAUCAGCAGUACCAACUCACAGCCUACAGAUAAAGGUCCCACGUUGUUGAAUAAGAUCGAGGUUGCGUUGUCCAAUGAGAACCUGUCAGUGGACGUGGUCUCUCACUGUCUGCUGUGUCUGAAGGAGGAGUGGAUGAAUAAAGUGAAGGUGCUGUUUAAGUUCUCCAAGGUAGAUGGGCGUGGUAGGGAGGACACCCAGAAGGUGUUGGCCCUGCUGGGUGCCACGGGGCCUGGGGAGGAGGACAACGUCAGGCUGCUCAAGUUCUGGAUGACAGGACUCAGCAAGACCUACAAGAGCCAUCUGAUGACCGCUGUCAGAGGAGGGGAGAGGCCCCUUAGCCAGUGAGAGAGCAGUGGAGGAGAAGAUGGGAGGUAGCGGGAGAGAACAUACAGCUGGAGUGAAAUAUACUGUAUCUCAGUAUAGGAGGCUGGUGGGAGGAGGUAUAGGAGGGUGGGCUCAUUGUAAUGGCUGGAAUGGAUUAAAUGGAACGGAGUCAAAUGUGAUUUCCAGAUGUUUGUGUUUGACACCGUUCCAUUUAUACCUUUCCAGCCAUGACAAUGAGCCCUUGCUAUAGCUCCUCCCACCAGCCUCCUCUGCGUGUAUCUACUACUGUAUUUGGACAGACAGAGAGAAAGGGAAAGAAAACGAGUGUGAAUGAGUGAGUAAUGACAGAUAGACUGACUGAGGGAUAGGUUUGUGUCCAGGUGCUGACUUGAUUUAAAACCCAUCCUUCACCAUAAAGAACAAAAAUCCACU